AUGUUAAUACCAACUCGCGUGGUCGUUUUCUGGUACUGUUGCUCUGGACUGUUGAUCCCCAGACAGAUGUUGCACCAUCAGGGUCUCCUCAAGUGCCGCUGCCGCAUGUUGUUCAAUGACUUGAAGGUCUUCCUUCUGCGGAGACCCCCGGCCCCUCCUCCGCCCCCGCCGCUGCCUCUCCCUCCCAUGAGCAGAACAGACCAAGCCUUGAGUGUACAGGCAUCUAAUAACAACACGCUGACUACGCUAUAUGGAGGGCGAUGGGCACCUCGGAGAGCGCCGACGGACGGGGGUGGUGGUGGUGAUGGAGGAGGAGGAGGAGGGGGCGUCACGAGCCCCCACGAAGAAGAGUGGGAAAGCCCUGGCGGAGAGGGAGAGCUUUCCACGACUGUGAUGAGUAGCACCUCCUCCAAUGACUUCUGCAAAGGGAAGGCAGAGGAUGGGUAUUCUCUGGGGAGCAGUUUGGAUAGUGGAAUGAGAACGCCUCUCUGCAGGAUCUGCUUUCAGGGACCAGAGCAGGGUGAGUUGCUGAGUCCAUGUCGGUGUGAUGGGUCAGUGAAAUGUACACAUCAACCUUGCCUGAUCAAAUGGAUCAGCGAGAGGGGAUGCUGGAGCUGUGAGCUGUGUUACUACAAGUAUCACGUCAUUGCCAUAAGCACAAAGAACCCCCUGCAGUGGCAGACCAUUUCUCUGACCGUCAUCGAAAAAGUUCAGAUAGCAGCAGCCAUCUUGGGUUCCCUUUUCCUUAUCGCCAGUAUCUCGUGGCUUAUCUGGUCAACUUUCAGUCCGUCCGCUAAGUGGCAGCGCCAAGACCUGCUCUUCCAGAUCUGUUAUGGGAUGUAUGGCUUCAUGGAUAUUGUCUGUAUAGGUCUCAUAAUACAUGAAGGACCCUCGGUUUACCGAAUUUUUAAAAGGUGGCAAGCAGUCAAUCAACAGUGGAAAGUUUUGAACUAUGACAAAACAAAGGACUUGGAGGAUCAAAAAUCAGGGUCUAGGAGCAAUCAACGAAACUCCUCUCAGAUCAACCAUUCAUCCUCCACUAAUGGCGCAGCCAGCAACUCCGCUGUGGAAGACAGUGUUGCCCGAGGAGCUGGUCACACCAUGGGUACUUUGUCUGAUCAUCACUGUGCUUAUACCAUCUUGCAUAUACUCAGCCAUUUGAGGCCUAAUGAACAGAGAAGCCAUUCUAGCACAAACAGAGAGCUUGUCAUGAGAGUCACAACAGUUUAA
This is a messenger RNA of Thamnophis elegans (Western terrestrial garter snake), 1230 nucleotides long. It is a transcript of the gene MARCHF4, whose product is annotated as membrane associated ring-CH-type finger 4. Gene Ontology annotation, biological process: protein ubiquitination. The transcript is spliced from 4 exons. NCBI's taxonomy places the organism in Eukaryota, Metazoa, Chordata, Lepidosauria, Squamata, Natricidae. The record is from RefSeq and is a predicted model, not a curated record. Gene Ontology annotation, molecular function: ubiquitin-protein transferase activity; zinc ion binding. Bases 1 to 1230 code for a protein of 409 amino acids.